AUGAGCAAAGCGGCCAUUGAGCAGUUCACAAAGUGUGCUGCCCUUGAGCUCGCACCGAAGGGAAUACGCGUCAACUGUAUAGCACCAGGAGUUAUUGUCACUGAACUCCACCGAAACGCCGGAAUGUCUGAAGAGGAAUAUGCCAAAUUCUUGGAUCGUGCCAAAAACAAUAGUCCCCUUGGGCACACCGGUGACUCAGAAGAUGUAGCCAACUCAAUCGCGUUUUUGGCCAGCGACGCUUCUUCCUUCACCACCGGAAACACAAUCUUUGUUGACGGUGGAUGGUCACGAGUUUGCCCUCGAUGA
Messenger RNA from Dibothriocephalus latus, 306 nucleotides. NCBI's taxonomy places the organism in Eukaryota, Metazoa, Platyhelminthes, Cestoda, Diphyllobothriidea, Diphyllobothriidae. The record is from the annotation of a GenBank genome assembly.